Molecule: messenger RNA, 1674 nt
Organism: Ixodes scapularis (black-legged tick)
Lineage: Eukaryota; Metazoa; Arthropoda; Arachnida; Ixodida; Ixodidae
Product: acetylcholinesterase-1-like
Exons: 2
Coding region: 1-1674 (557 amino acids)
Biological process (GO): choline metabolic process; acetylcholine catabolic process
Cellular component (GO): plasma membrane
Molecular function (GO): acetylcholinesterase activity
Source: RefSeq, a predicted model, not a curated record
AUGCGCAGCAGGCAUGUCGCCAGUGUCUUGGUGCUCUGUUGUGCUGCAGCGUCUACAGCCUACAAAAUCACCAAGUACGACCCUCUAGUGAAGACCAAAUCCGGCCUUGUUCGGGGUUACCGGCAAGAUGUGUUCGGACUCAGCAUCGACGCAUUCCUCGGGGUUCCUUUCGCAGAGCCUCCUGUGGGGGCUCUUCGAUUUAAACCGCCAGUACCCGCCAAGCCCUGGUUUCGAGAGUUUAGGGCCCUGUUUCUACCCCCGUCGUGCAUCCAGCCAUCCGUAUACUUCAACAAGGUCAUCAACAUCACCGGCGAAGAACGAAGCGAAGACUGCCUCUACCUCAACGUAUGGGCACCGUCGCCAAACUCAACGGGCGUGACCGAGGGACCAAAGGCCGUUAUGCUUUUCUUCCAUGGCGGGGCCUUCUUCUUUGGAAGCUCGAACUGGUAUUUUUACGACGGCUCCAAUUUGGCUGCCUUGGGCGACGUCGUGGUCGUGACUGCCAACUAUCGCCUGGGACCCUUCGGCUUCAUGAACGCGGGUACAGCAAAUUCUCCCGGAAAUCAAGGCCUCUACGACCAGAACCUUGCCAUGCGGUGGGUCAGAGACAACAUACGUUACUUCGGAGGUGACGAAGAGCAAGUUACUUUGUUCGGACAGAGCGCCGGGGCCAUUUCCAUCGGCUACCACCUCGCGUCGCCACUAAGCAAGGGGCUCUUCAAACGCGUCAUCAUGCAGAGCGGCAGUCCGUACUGGACUGUAGGGAACAGUGUGCUCGACGACACGGACCGGUUCACGCGGGCCGCGGUGAAGCUUAACUGCGCCAAACGCGGAAUGGAAGUCACUGUCAACUUUGAGUCAGUCCUUAAGUGCCUCCAAGAGAAGAACGCCACGGAGAUUCUGUCAGCGUUGGAAACCAGAAGCGGCAGGGUUCAGCUUACGUACCACCCAGGUCACGGAGACGAGUUGGUGCCAGAAGAGAUAUCCAAGGCCAUUAGAAAGGGUUUUGCCAAUGACGCUGAUCUACUCAUAGGCUCUGUUAAGGACGAGGGCAGCGUUUUUAUAGAGUAUUACUUGUCAACCGUGAUGGACUUUAUGAACAUUCACAAUAUCCAGAAAGGGUCUCUGGAGGUUUACUUUAUGUUGUUAUUUAGGUUCUUGCAUCAACCGAAGGUUCAGGAGAUUCGAGACUUCUAUCUAGAAAAUACGAGCAAUGACCCAAAAAGCUUCCUCGGGCGCGCUUCGACCGCGAUGGGUGACUUCGCGUUCUUGUGCCCCCUGAUGUACUUCGCUGAGGACUACGCCAAGAGGAACAACAGCGUCCACUUCUACGAGUUCGCCCACCGACCCAGCUACUCCUGGAACGCCGAGUGGGCCGGGGUGGCUCACUUCGAAGAAAUCCCAUUUGUGUUCGGAUACACGUUAAACAACGACAUGUUCAACAUCACGCAAGAGGAAAGAGACUUCACUCUAUUUGUCAUGUACACAUGGACGCAUUUUGCCAAGACCGGUGAAGUCCCCGAGGUGAAUGGAAAAACUUGGCCCGAAUUCAAAGCCUCCGACCCUAGUUACGCUGAACUCAAUGUUCCCAAAUCUCACAUCAAAUCACCACUGUCCGAGGAGAGGUGCGAGUUCUGGCGUUCGCGCAUCCUCAACCUAAGGAUGGCACCCUGA